UGUUUAAAAUUUCGUUGAUUCUCGUCAUGGCCGUGUCCGGAACUCGAGCCGUGGAUUACUUUCUGGAACUAGAGGAGCUAUAUUCGGAAUGUACCAAUGGCCCGGUUGGAUCGGUACCCCUUGACGUAGCCUUUAACGUAGACAAUUUUCGGUCUGUUAUAGAUGCCGAUGGCGUUCACGUUUCGGGAAAUGUGACAACCGUUUGGGAUUUCGACCGCACCGAUCGCCUUUCAGGCAAGAUAAAUGUUUUCCGCUAUAAUCGCGGUACAUGGGAACCAACAUUAUUCAACUUAGCCACGCAUAAAGUGUGCAAUGUGAUUUUUGAUAAGAAUUCCUACUGGUACAAAUGGUGGUUCCAAUACAUUGCAAACCAGGAGGAGAUAAAAGAGAAGUGCAUCAUAAUGAAGGAUACUGUUUUGGUGCACAAUCCUUUCGUUGUGAAGUUGGGUUUAGACAAUAUUUCCGGUCCGCCUCUUCAAGGACGAUACAAGGCAGUGAUCAUAUGGGAACUAUUCGACCAGAAUAACGUACGGAGACCGUUGUCAACGUGCUACGAGGUUAGAGGCCGUGUUGAGAGAAAAUGAAUUAUAAUUCAUUUACACUCCUUUACGGAAUAAUGUUUCUGGUAUAACACCAGUAAACAUUGGGUGGGUUAUGCACAUUUUUUUUUUUUUUUUUGUAUUUGCACGUAACAAUUGGCCGGAAUUGGACUGUUGUUGUACAGAUCUGUAAUCAAAAUUAUCAGUAUUAAUCGAUGAUUUGUAUAUAAUUAAACUAAGUUAAUAGAAUUAAUAAAACCUGCCCCUAUCGUAUAA
Messenger RNA from Drosophila suzukii, 815 nucleotides. RefSeq lists its product as uncharacterized. The record is from RefSeq and is a predicted model, not a curated record. NCBI's taxonomy places the organism in Eukaryota, Metazoa, Arthropoda, Insecta, Diptera, Drosophilidae.